This is a messenger RNA of Drosophila virilis, 1168 nucleotides long. RefSeq lists its product as uncharacterized. Gene Ontology annotation, molecular function: chitin binding. The record is from RefSeq and is a predicted model, not a curated record. Lineage: Eukaryota; Metazoa; Arthropoda; Insecta; Diptera; Drosophilidae. Gene Ontology annotation, cellular component: extracellular region.
GCAUUUGGUCAGCGGCCUGGUAGCUAGUCAGGUGUAUUAUUAUGAUAAAGCUUUCAGCUCAUUAUCGCAGUGUUAGAUUCUUUUUUCUUUCGUGGUUUUUAUGUUGCGAUCAUAAAACAGCGCCGGGCAAUCAAGUGGAAAGCCAAAGCAAAUAAAACAAUUAGCAUGCCCCAAAAUAUAUAUGAAGAGUAGAUAAACAAUGAAAAUUUCACUAGUCGACUAGAAAAAAACAAGAGCUUAUAACACCGCAGACAAGAGAUUAAUGUACUUUAGUACACCCGAAACCUUGACAGUGAACAGAAGUCUUCGGAAAACAUCAAGGAGUAUCGAGUAGGCGUCAAAUGGCUAUGAAAAUGUUCAAUUAUGUGCAAAUUGUUUGCGUGCUCGCUCUAGCCUGGUUUUUGGUCGGGAUCUUGGCGGACUGUAAUGUUUGCCAAACGAAUCAGGUGGCCUGCAUCAAUUCCACAUCCUUCUACUUGUGUUUUGGAGAUGGCACGCCGCAUACGGAUCACAUCUACUCUUGCCUGGACGGCACUGUCUGCACCGACAGGGCGGCCAUCUGUCUGCAGACAAGCGCCCAGUGGCCUCCCAGCUGCGGCGAUACCAGCAAAUGUGGCCAAUGCAGUGCAAAUCGCAAUUAUAAAUUCGCCUGCCAGAGCCGACGCCUGUUCCAAAUGUGCUACGGUGCCACACAGCCGACGGGCGCGCUGGGCGUCUGCCCGGCGGGCUACGUUUGCGAUGCCAGCACCGAUGUGGUCUGUGUGGCCGAGCGGGCUGGUCAAAACUACACCUGUGACCUAAACGACGAUCUGGUGAGCAGCCCCACCGAGGACACCACAGUGGCGACCACAGUGGCAACCACAAGCAAGCCCACAACGCCCAGCUCACUGACGGCGCAGCAGGUGUGCGAGCUGAGGGCCAAGUCGGGACUCUACGAAACUGUGCCGCGCGAUCCCAACUGCAAACGCUAUAUCAGUUGCUACUUUGCCACGAGUGGCAAGAUUAUAGCCGUGGAAUACGAUUGCACGGCGAGCUCCUAUUUCGAGGCGGAAAAAGAACGCUGUUCCUACCUGUUGCCCGCCAACUGCACAGCUUGAUUGAUACAAUAUGACGUUUAAUAAUAAUAAUAGACUUAUAAUCAUAAUAGAUAGUUGCAACUGUCACUCCA